This is a messenger RNA of Pisolithus orientalis, 897 nucleotides long. RefSeq lists its product as uncharacterized. Lineage: Eukaryota; Fungi; Basidiomycota; Agaricomycetes; Boletales; Pisolithaceae. The transcript has a single exon. The annotation marks the transcript as partial. The record is from RefSeq and is a predicted model, not a curated record.
AUGGUUCGGAACAUUGUCGCUGAAACCAUCAAGACUCUCCCACCACGAUUACUGAACACGAUAACGGGCGUCCUGUGUGAUCGGGAUGCGCAGAUAUCGUAUUUUGAGGGUAGCAUUCAUUACGAUGAGCUGCUAUCCUCCUUGUCCUCCAUAUCCUUCAAACAUGACGAUCCUGCAUGCAAGGCGUUAGUUCACUCAACAAUCUCGAAAUUCUUUCGGUACGGUACACUGUCUCAUAGGUGGGGCACUGGCGAACCCCUACUACGUGACAUCCAAGGAAAUAAUAUCUAUGAUUUGGGUAAUAGAGAAGGCAUCGCAAAGCUCCGAAACUUCUCACUUCUCACUCUUCGACACCGCUACUCAUGGGCAUGGAGUGAUACGUGCUGCAUCAAUAAGGACAGUAGUUCGGAAUUACAAGAAGCCAUCGCGUCUAUGUUUUCUUGGUAUCAUCAUUCGGCCUUAACCAACGUGCAUCUCUCCGAUGUAUCCGACUCAGCUUCAUCCACCAAUAGCGUCUGGUUCCGACGGGGUUGGACUCUCCAGGAGUUGCUGGCUUCUCCUAGGAUCCUCUUUUACACUCAGGACUGGUCCCUCUACAAGGGCUGCACUUCUCCAAACCACAAAGUGGACAGCGCUAUUUUCGCAGAGCUUCAAAAGGCAACAGGAAUUGGAGAGUCACAUCUUAAGAACUUUAGCCCAGGCAUAGAUGAUGCACGCUCUAGGCUUCGAUGGGCAUCGGCACGUUCUACCACCCGGUCAGAAGAUUCUGCUUAUUCGCUUUUCAGAAUUUUCCAGGUUCAUUUACCUGUCAUCUACGGUGAAUUCGCAGAGGGAGCCCUUGGACGGCUCUUGGUGGAGAUCAUUUCACGGUCAGGAGAUGUCUCAGUUUUAGACUGG